This is a messenger RNA of Linum trigynum, 3155 nucleotides long. The record is from the annotation of a GenBank genome assembly. Lineage: Eukaryota; Viridiplantae; Streptophyta; Magnoliopsida; Malpighiales; Linaceae.
UAGCAGGAUUUUUGGGCAUGAUACUAUACCCUAACCCUUAAUGAGUGAACCCUAGGUCCUAAUUAUCUAAAUCAUAAACUAUAAACACUAAGACGGUGCAUUGAUUUUUUUGUCUGUAUUUGGACGAAUCAUAAUCGUCGAUUAUUGUUUCUAAUUAAAUUGAUCUUCGGGUAUAAGAUUUAGAGAAUUAAGACCUAGAUGUUGAUCUUUAAGGAUUAGAGUAUUGUAUCAUGUCCGAAAGAUUAGUCAAUUCAAGUUCUGGAUAGCAUUUUCUUACUCAAGGUAUGCGGUACCCCGGAUUUUACUCUGGGUACCGUAGAACUCCCCAUAUAUAUAUAUAUCGAUCGAUCCUAAAUUGAAAACUAUUCACCCCACACGAAAUUUAUGAAUAAGUGAUUGUUAAUGAGCAAGGAAUAUCGUUCUUCCGCUAAACAAGACAGAAUCUGAGAUGAGCUAGUAACGCAAUAUUGUUUGGGCCCGAUCCACAUUUUGCUACAACGAGCCCAUCUACUCUUAUCCAGAGUCAAGGCCCAUUUCGAAAACCCCGCGAAAAGUAUAUAAACUGCGCGAAACGGUGUGUUUUUCCUCUUUCAGCAUUCUCUGAUUUUGUCCCGAGUUUGCCCUAAUUCCGCCGUCUCGCCUUUCCUCCAAGCAACUUGUAUCGCCGCCGUCUUCACCAGCCAGCGGCGGCUCUGCCAUUUUCGCCGAGGUAAGGCCCCUCCUCUCCGGCCACUCUUCCUCAUCUUCUCUCGAUUUCAUCGAGCUAGUCAAUCUCGUGGACUCUUUCACCAGUCCGACUUCCCUGCUCCUCCUUCUCGCCGCCUUCCACGUGAAACACUCGCUUCCCCUUCCGUCCAUCGAAUCAGUCUCUCGUUUGCGCUAGGAUUUGGUAGAAUUAAUUUGCUGUCCAAUUCAGCUUUCGUAGGAGAUCAGAAUCUGAUGGAAUGUUUUUGAAAGAUAAAAUUUGUGAAGAAAAGGGGUAAUCUUUCGGUCUGUGAUUCCAAUCGUUCGAUUUUGCAGGGAAGAAACCUACCUAGCAGCUAUGGAGAUAGAUGGUGUAGCUCCGCCUGUGCCGGAGAAGCCAUUGUUCGAGCCGCUGAAGGCGCACGAGAUGUCCGACGGGAAAGUCCAGUUUAGGAAAGUCUCCGUCCCUCCUCACCGAUACACUCCGUUGAAGAAAGCGUGGAUGGAAAUCUACACACCGGUCUACGAGCAGAUGAAGGUCGACAUCCGAAUGAACCUGAAAGCUAGAAAAGUCGAGCUGAAGACCAGAGGAGAUACCCCUGACAUUAGCAACCUACAGAAGUGUGCCGAUUUUGUACACGCAUUCAUGAUGGGGUUCGAUGUGAUCGACGCCGUAGCCCUGCUGAGGAUGGACGAGCUGUAUGUAGACUCGUUUGAGAUCAAGGAUGUGAAGACCCUCAAGGGCGAGCACAAGUCGAGAGCUAUUGGGAGGCUUUCGGGGAAAGGAGGGAAAACGAAGUUCUCCAUCGAGAAUGCGACCAAGACGAGGAUUGUGCUGGCAGACGAGAAGAUUCACAUCUUGGGUUCAUUUAGGAAUAUCAAGAUCGCCAGGGAUGCUCUCUGCAGCCUCAUUUUGGGUGCACCGCCCGGGAAGGUGAACUCGAAGCUUAGGCAAGUUACUGCUAGAUCAGCAGAGCUGUUUUGAGCGUUAGUCGAUGAUUUCGAUUAUACUCUUUCUGUUCUGCUUAUAUAUUUGGUGAUAGGGUGAAGUGAUUGAAUGAUGAGAUUCUCACGGUGAUGUGUUCCAUCGGUCGUGGCAGCGAGGUGAUGGAAUUUUUCUAUGGUUAAUGAUCUCUAGUUAUCUACAUGGGUCUUGUUCUAUGUUUGAUUCGGGCUUUGGAUUAGAGCAAUAGAGCAUGUAAGAGUAAGAGAGCCCUGGUAUUGACUCAGUUUUGAUGAAAUACAGUUUGCCCCAAGAGCAUCAUUGAAUUGCAUAUUCUAUGCCAUGAACCCUAUUUAUCAGUAUGUUGGUUUAUGUUUCUCCAUUAUGCUUGAAAGUUGAAAGAGCUAUUGCUUUUGGCCUACUCCGUUGCAUCAUACUCUAAUUUCGAGCUGCCAAUCAGCAGUAGUACCAGAGGAGCAAAACAGAGGCGGGAAAAUGUGGUAUGGGAAUAGUAGUAUGAACUAUGAAGAGCUUUUGCCGUUGCACAGCAACAGCCAUGGCGCACAUUUGCUAGCCCUUUUUUACUAGAUUUAUUAAAGAGCCCUCCUCUUCCAAUCCAAUACCUCCAUUUGUGUAGAGGCAUCCAAUGUUGCAUGUUCGAGGAUAUUCGGGCUAAUCGGGUUGAUAAUUUUGAUAUAAUCUAUUGAACUGAUCAAUGCAUUUGAGAUUAUUUUUUUUAUAUAGAAAUGUGAGAUUAUACAUUCCAAUAAUACGUUGAUUGUUGUGGACAAGAAAAAAGGCUAGAGGUUUGGACAACUUUAGAGGUCAUACGAUGUUGCAAGCUCAAUGAUCUUCAGUUUAUGAAGAUGACAAUAUCAAUGUAACCAAAUUUAAGUGGAUAAAACAUUCAGGAUGCAUGGUUAAUAUCCAAUCGUCAUGGGUAGAGUGAUAAGACGCGGAAUUCUAAUCUAACUCAAUGUUAUGCUUGUCUCUCAAAUUCAAUACUAUGUAGACUCUUCUCUACGAGUUCAAAAACCUCUUCUCAUAAUGAGAGAUCUACUAGCUUCAUUUAAUUUGGAUUCCAUCAGUGACAUGACACUCGGACGUUUUAAUACACUGAUCAUCCAAACACCAAAGUUAUGCAAUCCAGCUUUAAGAAAUUCAUUCCUUCUAAAAUAUCAACUUACUAGUUCAUCUAGAGGAUUCCCUUUGAGCCUACUUUAUAUUAGUUGUAACAAUUUCAACACGGCACCAACUCCAUGCCAAAGAAGUAGCCAGAGAAGACCAGGCUAGCACCAGCAAAGCAAAGGCAAAAGGUCGACAUCAACCCAUCUUUUCUCUGUACCCCUCCAAAACCCUAAAACAUGUACUGUGAGGAAAGCAGCCACCUUGCUUCUGCACUACUUCUAUUAUCAUAUGUAUGCAAUGUCUUUCUCUGUGUCCUUUGAAGUUGAAUUCCAUCCCCUAAGGAAAGCGACUUCUCCCCCCUCCCACCACUACGGACAAGGAAUAAACAAAGUGGAUUUCC